Messenger RNA from Colletotrichum karsti, 489 nucleotides. RefSeq lists its product as uncharacterized. The coding region runs from base 1 to 489 and encodes 162 amino acids. The record is from RefSeq and is a predicted model, not a curated record. The transcript is spliced from 3 exons. Lineage: Eukaryota; Fungi; Ascomycota; Sordariomycetes; Glomerellales; Glomerellaceae.
AUGAUGGACAAAAUCAGAGCCUUCUUCGAAAAACCUUUCUUCGAACCCCAUCACAAGAAGAAGAUCCACAUCCUCCAGCUCGUGCUCAUGCUCAUCGCCAUCAUCCUCACCAUCGCGCGCAUGGCCAUGCCCGUCAUCACGACGCGGGCAAACAUGAUGGCCCUCACGAUGGGCCUCAAGUCGUUCGUAAUCAUCGGGUACCAGCUCCUCACGGCGCACAAGGAGCGCUUCAAGAAGUGGGCCUCGCUCAAGGCGAACGCCAUCCUCAACACCCUCGAGAUCGUCUUCUGGUUCGUCGCGUUCGGGCUGCUGUUCUCGGCCAACACAAAGUUCUGCACGGGCGCGAGCUGCGCUUUGAGUUGGGUCGUGACGCUGAUAUGUGCGGUGCUCAUUGUCCUCGCGUUCCAGACAUCCGUCAUCUCGAUCAAGGAGCACCGAUACUUCAAGAACUACGGCGCCGAGUACGGCACAAACUAUCCAAAGGUCUAG